This is a messenger RNA of Engraulis encrasicolus (European anchovy), 974 nucleotides long. RefSeq names its product rano class II histocompatibility antigen, A beta chain-like. Gene Ontology annotation, biological process: immune response; antigen processing and presentation. The coding region runs from base 72 to 800 and encodes 242 amino acids. The transcript is spliced from 5 exons. Gene Ontology annotation, cellular component: MHC class II protein complex; membrane. The record is from RefSeq and is a predicted model, not a curated record. Lineage: Eukaryota; Metazoa; Chordata; Actinopteri; Clupeiformes; Engraulidae.
UCCAAUUAAGACUGUGUUGUCAUUGUCUUUGGCUGUUGGCAAGUCUCAUUUGUCAAGCAGAUGGUUACUGCAUGUACAGAUGGAUGAGGUGCUACUCCAACACAAUGAAUCUGACCGACAUGGUUUAUGUCGGGUCUUACUUUUACAACAAAAUGGAGUUUCUGGUAUAUAACAGCACAGUGAGCGAGUAUGUUGGAUACUUCGAUGUGGGCAUGCAGUGGGCAAAACAGAAAAAUGAAAACGCCGCGCACAUGGAGUAUCAGAGAAACACUUCGUACAGACUGUGUAACAUCAACGCUCGUUUGCAUCGGGAGUAUCGCGCCAUUGUUGCUCAGCCCGAUGUGAAGCUGAGUCUGGUGAGGUCAUCAGAGAGGAACAAGCCUGCCAUGCUGAUGUGCAGUGCCUACAACUUCUACCCAAAGCUGAUCCGCGUGACCUGGUACAGGGAUGGCCGCAGGGCCACCAGCGAUGUCUCAGCCACGGAGGAGCUGGCGGAUGGGGACUGGUACUACCAGAUCCACUCCCACCUGGAGUUCACCCCCAAAGCUGGAGAGAAGAUCUCCUGUGUGGUGGAGCACGCCAGCCUCAAGGAGCCUCUGGAGGUUGUAUGGGAAUCCUCCAUGGCCUCGUCAGAGAGGACCAAGGUGGCGAUUGGGGCUGCAGGAUUGAUGCUGGGACUGCUGGUCUGUUCUGCUGGACUGCUCUACUACAGAAAGAAGACUCAAGAGUGGACUGCAGAGCACAUUGCAACAGCACCUUUAGCUACUGACAACCUGCCUUGUGAUCUUACUCGCCUUUAAAGGAAACAUACAAUAUGUUACACUUUAAAACCCUGUUUUCAGAUCAUUUUUGGUGACAAUGUAAUGAUACAAUGUAUUUUACAGUAGACACACAUGUAGGUCAACUAUAGAGUGUGCACCAGUGGUCACCAACCUUUUUAUGCCUGAGAUCUCCAACCUCUGCCUAGAUGGCAA